Molecule: messenger RNA, 5773 nt
Organism: Diuraphis noxia (Russian wheat aphid)
Lineage: Eukaryota; Metazoa; Arthropoda; Insecta; Hemiptera; Aphididae
Gene: Spt6
Product: transcription elongation factor Spt6
Biological process (GO): nucleosome organization; transcription elongation by RNA polymerase II; transcription elongation-coupled chromatin remodeling
Cellular component (GO): transcription elongation factor complex
Molecular function (GO): histone binding; nucleosome binding; DNA binding
Source: RefSeq, a predicted model, not a curated record
CGUCGUACCUCGUACAAUUGUUAAUAAUUAUUAUCGAUAUUUAUUAAAAAUUCGCCUUCCGUCGUUAUUUCUGGCUUUCUGCGGAGUUCGUUGUAAUCGUUGUAUCGUUGUCGGGAAUAACGACAACGACGGCAAGUAGCAACGUCGAGUGAAAAACGAUUGUCUACGCUUCUAGAACAACGACGGUCACCGAUCACGCUGCAUUCCAAUAAUGUCCCAGUUUAUAGACUCGGAAGCGGAAGAAAGUGAAGAUGAAGAAUUGGAUGAGAUAAAUAAAAAAAAGGCAAAGAGAAUUAAGUCUAUGCAAAGUGAUGAUGAUGAUGAUGAAGAUGAUGAAGAAAAAAUUCGUGAAGAAUUAAAGGACUUAAUUGACGAUAAUCCAAUUGAUGAAAGUGAUGGUUCUGGUGAUGAAUCAGAUGGUUCGAAAAAGAGAAAAAAAUCUGAUGAUGACUUUGAUGAUCGAUUGGAAGAAGAUGAUUAUGAUCUUAUUGAAGAAAAUCUUGGUGUUAAAGUUGAAAGAAGAAAACGAUUCAAAAGACUUAGACGUUUGGAAGAUGAAGAAAGUGAUGAUGAAGGUACUGGUGAAAAUGCUACUGAAGAUCGAGAAGCUAUUGCUAACACUUUAUUUGAUAUGUCUGAUAAUGAAGAAGAAAGAACAACUGAUCGUGUUUCUUCAAGAGCUGAACGGGUUGAUACUUAUGAUGUAGAAGGAGAUGAAGAAGGAGAAGGAUAUUCAGAUGAAGAUGAUGAUGGGUUUAUUGUAGAUGAUGAGGGACGGCCAAUUAAAGAGAAAAAGAAAAAACGUAAACAUAUAUAUCAAGAUGCUGCCCUUCAAGAGGCACAAGACAUAUUUGGUGUUGAUUUUGACUAUGACGAAUUUGAAAAAUAUGAUGAUGAGUAUGAAGAUGAUGUGUCUGAUGAUGACUAUUUGGAAGAUGAAGAAGAUGGCGAGAGAAGGCAAAGGCCAAAACCUCAAAAACGUAGAAAAGCUACUAGAAAAUCGAUAUUUGAAAUAUACGAACCAAUUGAGUUGAAAAGAGGUCAUUUUACAGACUUAGACAAUCAGAUUCGUAAUAAUGAUAUACCUGAAAGAAUGCAACUACGUGAAGUUCCAGUUACACCUGUACCUGAAGGUUCUGAUGAAUUAGACGAUGAAGCAGACUGGAUUUACAAACAAGCAUUUUGCAAACCAACUAUUACUACACAAGAAAACAAAGGUGGUGUUGAUCCUCGACUUCAAUCCAAGAAAGGACCUCAAACUAUCGGAAAAAUUAAAAAAGCGUUAGACUUCAUGCGGAAUCAAAACUUUGAAGUUCCUUUUUUAGCAUAUUACAGAAAAGAAUAUGUUGAACCUGAACUUGAUAUCAAUGCUUUAUGGAGAGUUUACCAUUUCGAUGCUAAAUGGUGUCAAUUGAAAUCUCGCAAAACCAUGCUAAUUGAAUUAUUAGAAAAAAUGCGAAAUUAUCAGAUGGAAAUGUUAAUGAAGGAUACAAAUGCCCCUAUGCCAGAUCAUAUUCGCAUUAUCAAGGAUGAAGAUAUUGAUAAAUUGCGUGCAGUACAAACAAAUGAAGAACUAAAAGAUAUUCAAGGCCAUUUUAUGUUGUACUAUGCCAAUGAUGUCCCCGCGAUGCAAGAAUGUGCUAGAAAAAAAUCUAGAGAAUCUAAAAUAAAAGCUAGAGAACUUAGGGAAGAAAGAAGAAAACUUGCAAUAGAGGCUGGUGAAGAUGUACCUGAUGAUGAUGAAGAUGAUGGUAAUUUAGACGAUGAUGAUUCAAACGUUGAAACUGUUAAACCCGCAAGUAGUUCGGGACCUUAUACUAUGUGCCUAAAAUCUGGACUUGCUGGGUUUGCAAAACGUUUUGGUUUAAAACCGGAACAUUUUGCUGCAAAUGUCCGUGAUAAUUAUCAAAGGCAUGAAGUAGAUCAAGAAUCUGUAGAUCCUUAUAAACUUGCCGGCGAAUACUGUAAUGAGUUAUUAAAAACCCCUGAUGAAGUUUUAAAGGCUGGCAAAUAUAUGGUAGCAUGUCAAUUAUCUCGAGAGCCACUCAUAAGGAAAUGUUUGCGUGAGACUUUCUUUGAUCGAGCUAAAAUUAAUAUUGUACCAACCAAACGAGGAAUCAAAGAAAUUGAUGAAAAUCAUAAUUGUUAUUCAAUGAAGUACAUUAGACGUAAACCAGUGAGAGAUUUAGUAAGAGAUGAUUUUUUAAAGUUACAAAUGGCAGAAGAUGAUAAAUUGCUUACUAUUUCGUUUGAUGAAGAAGUAGACGGUCUAGGUUCUCUUCCAUAUAUAGAAGAAGUCAAACAGCUAUAUAUAAGAGAUGAAUUUAGCUCAAAUGUACAACAAUGGAAUGACGUGAGACGUGAAUGUGUUGAUUUAGCUUAUAGAAAAUUAUUAAUGCCUGAAAUGGUAAAAGAACUCCGACGAAGUCUACUAGCUGAAGCUAAAGAGCAUAUAUUAAAAUCUUGCAAACAUAAAUUAUCAAAUUGGCUCGCUAUAGGUCCAUAUAAACCAGAAGUGGAUGAAGAUGAUGACGACUGGGAUACAAGCAAAGGCAUUAGAGUUAUGGGAUUAGCUUAUUCGCCUGAUCAUGAACAGGCAUCAUUUGCAUGUAUUUUAUCAACUGACGGUGAGGUUGUCGAUCAUCUACGUUUGCCAUAUAUUAUGAAAAGACCGUUCAAUGAUGAUGUAAAAGCUAAAAGAGAUGGAGAUUUCAAUCAUAUAAAGAACUUUAUACUCUUUAAAAAACCCCAUGUCAUAGUUCUUGGAGCAGAAUCUAGAGAUGCAUUGUGGUUAGUUAGAGAUAUCAAAGCAGUUGUUGACCAACUAGUAGUUGAUGAACAAUUUCCUCAAAUACAAGUCGAAAUUUUAGAUAAUCAUCUAGCUAGAAUUUAUGCCAAUUCUAUUAAAGGAGAAAAUGAAUUCAGAGACUAUCCACAACUGUUACGCGAAUCCAUCUCUUUAGGGCGUAGAAUGCAAGAUCCUUUAGUUGAAUUUUCUCAAUUGUGUUCAACAGACGAUGAAAUAUUAUGUCUUCGCUAUCAUCAGUAUCAAGAAGUACUGAAUCAAGAAGAAUUACUUGAAGGCUUAUAUCAAGAAUUUAUAAAUCGUACUAAUGAAGUAGGUGUUGAUAUAAACGAAGUGGUUCAACGAGUUUAUGCACCCAACCUAUUACAAUUUGUCUGUGGUUUAGGACCUCGUAAAGCUACUGCAUUAAUUAAACUAAUGAAACAGACAAAUCAACGAUUAGAAAACCGAACCCAAUUAGUUACUGCAUGUCAUAUGGGUCCUAAGAUAUUUAUAAAUUGUGCUGGAUUUAUUAGGAUUGAUACCAACUCUUUGGGUGAUAGUACUGAAGCUUAUGUAGAAGUUUUAGAUGGAUCUAGAGUACAUCCAGAAACAUAUGAAUGGGCCAGAAAAAUGGCAGUUGAUGCUUUAGAGUAUGAUGAUGAAGAAGCAAAUCCAGCAGGAGCUCUAGAAGAAAUUUUAGAUGCACCAGAAAGACUAAAAGAUUUAGAUUUAGAUGCAUUUGCUGAAGAAUUAGAAAGACAGGGUUUUGGUAAUAAAAGUAUCACACUUUAUGAUAUACGCCAAGAGUUAAACCACCGUUAUAAAGAUAUUAGAGUAGCUUAUAAACCUCCAAAUUCUGCACAAUUAUUCGAACUACUAACUAAAGAAACCCAGGAAACAUUUUUUGUUGGAAAAAUGGUUUUAGCUACUGUUGCUGGAAUUGCACGUAGAAAACCACAAAAUGAUCAACUUGACAAAGCAAAUCCAGUGAGAAAUGAUGAAACUGGCUUAUGGCAAUGUCCAUUUUGUUUUAAGAACGACUUCCUUGAAUUAUCAGAUGUAUGGAACCAUUUUGAUGCUGGUGGUUGCCCUGGUCAAGCAUCAGGAAUUCGUAUAAGAUUAGAUAAUGGUAUAAKUGGCUUUAUAGCAAUGAAAAAUUUAUCAAAUACCCAUGUAGCCAACCCCGAAGAUCGAGUUCGUUUUAAUCAGGCAAUACAUUGUAGGAUUAUCAAAAUUGAACCAGAUAGAUUUUCAUUUGAAGCUACUUCUAAAAGCUCUGAUUUAAAAGAUCAAGAACACCAUUGGCGUCCCCAGAAAGAUCCUUAUUAUGAUCAUGAAACUGAAAGCAGACAACGAAAAACUGAGUUAGACAAGAAUAAAAUAAAAAACGCUCAGACAUAUAUUAAACGUGUAAUUGUGCACCCAUGUUUCCACAAUGUAUCUUUUGCAGAAGCUGUUAAAUUAUUGAAUAACUCUGACCAAGGAGAUGCUAUUAUUAGACCAUCUAGCAAAGGUGCUGACCAUUUAACUGUUACUUGGAAAGUAGCUGAUAAUGUUUACCAACACAUAGACAUAACAGAAAAAGGCAAAGUUAAUGCUUUUUCAUUGGGACGUUCACUUUGGAUUGGUACUGAAGAAUUUGAAGACCUAGAUGAAAUUAUUGCACGUCAUAUCACUCCAAUGGCAAGCAAUGCUAGAGAAUUAUUACGUUUUAGAUAUUAUCGUGAUACAGAUGGAGGUAAUAUUGAAAAAGCCGAGCAAAUACUUAGAGAAGAAAAAACUAAUAAUCCUUCAAAAAUCCAUUACAUUGUAUCUGUAUCACAGAAAUAUGCAGGCAAAUUUCUUCUAUCGUGUUUACCUASUCGUAGAUCGAAACAUGAAUACAUAACUGUUACACCAGAAGGAUACCGUUUCCGUAGCCAAAAUUUUGAUUCUAUUGGAUCUUUAUUCCGAUGGUACAAAGAACAUUUCCGAGAUGCUACACCUCAUGUAACACCAAUAACGUCUCGAUCUGCUGGACAAACUUAUGGACCUUCUCCGCAUACAGAACCUUCGCCAAUGAAUCGCAGUCAUAGUAGCCACUCAAAUGCUACACCUCAAUAUUCCCAAUCUCCUCAUGCAUCAUACAACAACAUGCAGCAAUCUGCAUAUAACACUCCAUACACACCAUCGGGGCAGACUCCUUACCUUGGCAAUUAUGCUACUCCUCGUUAUAGUGCUGCUCAAGCUCCAGUUCAUGAUGGUGUGUUUCUUCAUCCUAGCUCCGUCACACCAAUUGUUCAAAGUAGUCCGAAACCAUCUCCUUCUAAACCACCUGUACAAUCUGCAGAUCCAAAUGAUUGGCGUCGAAUGGCUGAAGAAUGGGCAAAAGCUAAACAACGAGGUGAUGGAGGAUUUUCUACACCCAUGUCUGACGGAGGAGGACGGCACACACCUCGUAGCAGAUACAACAAUCAUCGAUAUAAUAUGAACCGAGAAAGAGAAACAAGUAUACCACGCAGCGAUGCUCCAUCACCUACCCCAAGUGCUUCAUCAUACGGAUACAACUCUCCAGCACCAUCAAAGACCUACAAAAGUAGUUAUAUAACAUCUUCACAUAACUCAUCAAAGUCACCCCGAGGCCCAUCGUCUAAUUCUGGUACACCAUAUGAUCCAUUUACAAUGGAUCCUGGACAAGAUUCACCUGGAGUAUAUGCUUCAUCAUCCCGUUCAGUACGCAAUGAUGAAAAUGAUCCAGACUUGAGAUAUGCGUCGCCUGGAUCAAGAUGGACUCCACGGUCUGGUCGAUCAACUCCCCAUACCAUUAAUAGCCCAAGAUCAAUGGUUGAAUCGUCUAUGGGCGAUAAUACACCACUGUAUGAAGACUAAAUGGAUUGAAAUUUCUCAUUUUAUUUUAUUUUACAUAGUUCCGUUUCCAUUUUUAAGUAGGAAUAUAUAUUUUUUUAAGAAKGUCAAUAAAAUAAAAAUAUAUAUAUGUAUAAGUAA